Messenger RNA from Stegostoma tigrinum, 5646 nucleotides. RefSeq names its product MAPK associated protein 1 (gene mapkap1). Gene Ontology annotation, molecular function: phosphatidylinositol-4,5-bisphosphate binding. The coding region runs from base 1004 to 2581 and encodes 525 amino acids. The record is from RefSeq and is a predicted model, not a curated record. The transcript is spliced from 13 exons. NCBI's taxonomy places the organism in Eukaryota, Metazoa, Chordata, Chondrichthyes, Orectolobiformes, Stegostomatidae. Gene Ontology annotation, cellular component: cytoplasm; plasma membrane; TORC2 complex. Gene Ontology annotation, biological process: TORC2 signaling.
ACUGCAUUUCUCUCUAUCCAUUUCAACACUCUAAAAGUGACCUUUGGAUAGUCUGACGUCAAAAUUGCAUUUAUGUAACACCUUUUAAAAUUCUUUCAUGUUAGUAUCUGUAAAAUCUUGAGUGCCGAAUGUUUUAUGCAAAAAUUACUUUCGUGUUUUUCCCCUAUUGUCUGCAUUUGAAUGGAGGAAUUGGAUUUUGGUAAAGUUGAUGGCUUUGUAAGAAGCUAAUUUGGGUAAUGAUAGUGAAAAUGUCUAUUUUCAGAAUACUGUUAAUUGUAUAUAGAAAUUUGCGUAGAUUUUAAACCUAUUGUAGAAUACAGUUGAUAAAUUGAAGACAUGGAAUGGGUAAUUUUUUUUGUAAACUGAUUUUGUUUCCUUGCAUUGGUGUGAAAAAACAAUAACUGCUAUAUAAAUAGGUGACCGUGAUACAAUGUUGUCAUUUUUCAUUUAGGCAUCCCCUGCAAAGCCAUAAUUACCUAAUUAAGCUGCUAAUUAUAAGAUUAGUAUUGUGAGUGCACAGACAGAAUGCCCUUCCUUUCAGUGGAGCUAAAAAGAACACUUGUGUGUUCAGUUGCAGUUAUGUUAAAGAUAAAACUUUUUAGAAUGUGAUUUUAAUCUGUAAUCAAAGUAAAUCUUGGCUAUUGGGACUACAUAUAUCCCUACUGACUACUUUAAUUGGGAUUACUUUUUUAUAAACUGAAAUAUCUUGCUUUUUAGUAUGGCCAGUGGUGUUUUAUGUCUUGUGUUGAAGUGAUUUUUUUGAACUGUUUUGUUCUUGACUCCCUCCCAACCCUCCACCCCUUUCCUCUUUGACCUGAGUAAUUGUGUCCUUGCUGCUGGGAAAAUGGCUUUUCCAAGAAUUCACCAUAAUGAGCCAACAGAAGACACAUUUGCGACUGGCCUAGGUAACUGCAUCUAGUACUUCUCUUGAUCUCCAAUUAUUCAGCUCAGCAUUCAGGAUGUAACAUGGAAAAGAGGAAAUAAUUUUCAAAGAAGCUGCUUCAUGAAAAGAAUGGCCUUUUUAGACAACCCUGCUAUUAUCCUGGCCCACAUUCGUCAAUCCCAUGUUACUAGUGAUGACACAGGGAUGUGUGAGAUGGUUCUUAUUGACCACGAUGUUGACCUGGAGAAGUUACAUGCUCCUAUAUCUAGCAGCAUCAGGACAAAUGUACAGGGGGAAGGGAAUGCUGAGACUCAGGGUUAUGACUAUUCACAAUCGGUUGACAUUACCUCAAGCUGGGAUUUUGGAAUUCGUAGACGAUCAAACACAGCUCAAAGGCUCGAACGGUUAAGAAAAGAACGACAAAAUCAAAUUAAAUGUAAGAACAUUCAGUGGAAAGAAAGGAAUACUAUACAUUCAGCUGAAGAAUUAGGCUCCUUGUUUGAAAAGAAGGACUUCCGUGCAAAGCCACUGAAUACUGGAAAACCAUCUACGCUUUCCAUACGUCUUGAGCAGUGUCCGCAGCAGCUGAACAACCCAUUUAAUGAGUAUUCCAAAUUUGACGGCAAGGGCCACAUAGGUACCACAGCAACCAAAAAUAUUGAUGUCUACCUCCCCAUGCAAACAAGCCAAGACAAGAUGCAGCCAAUGACUGUGAUAACAAUGGCAAAUGCCAGAGUUCAAGAUCUCAUUGGCUUGCUCUGCUGGCAGUAUACAAGUGAAGGACGGGAACCCAAGUUGAAUGAAAACGUGGACGUCUACUGCCUUCAUAUCGCGGAGGAUGAUGGGGAAGUCGAUGGUGAUUUUCCACCACUAGAUUCCAAUGAGCCUAUUCACAAGUUCGGCUUCAGCACAUUGGCACUAGUUGAGAAGUACUCACCGCCUGGGCUGGCAACGAAACAGUCUCUCUUUGUUCGGAUUAAUGCACCACAAAGUGGAUUUUCUCUUAUUCAAGUUGACAGUAUGAAUGUCACCAUGAAGGAGAUUCUGCAGAAAGCUCUAAAAAGGAGAAAAGGUUCACAAAAGGCAGCAGGGCAUCAGUAUCGGCUUGAGAAGCAAAGUGAACCUAACGUAGCUGUAGAUUUAGAUCGUACCUUAGAAAGUCAGAGCACUUUGGAAUUCUGUCUGGUCAGAGAGUACAGUUCAAGAGGAGAGGAGAGUUCUGAAGAUGAGCCACCUCUGGAUAUGACAACUGUGCAAGAUAUUCUGAGCAGUCAUCGCUACAAAUCAUAUAAAGUCAGCAUUGUCCACAAGCUAAGAUUCACUACUGAUGUCCAAUUAGGUAUCUCGGGAGAAAAGGUGGAGAUAGACCCUGUUACUAAUCAGAAAGCCAGCACCAAGUUCUGGAUUAAACAGAAACCUAUUUCGAUUGAUUCUGAUCUACUCUGCGCUUGUGACCUUGUGGAAGAGAAGAGUCCGAGCCAUGCAGUAUUCAAGCUCACCUAUCUAAGCAAUCAUGACCACAAACAUCUCUACUUUGAAGCAGACACCAACACAGUCAAUGAAAUUGUGCUGAAGAUUAACUAUAUUUUGGAAUCUAGAGCAAGUUCAGCACGAGCAGACUAUCAAGCUCAAAAACAAAGAAAACUCAGCAGAAGAACAAGCUUCAGCUUUCAGAAGGACAAAAAAUCAGGACAGUAGAUCAGCCUCAAAGUAAACUGUCCAGAUAAUUCCACUGAGGAAGAUUCCCACGAUUUGAGAUGGGAGAUAGAACUAUGAAGCUGUACUUCUUCAGGCUGCCUAGAAUAGAACAAAGAGAAGUAAUUAAAUUUUGGAGACUUUUAGAUCUCUUGCUGUAGAUAUGUUCAAAAGGGUCCUGAGCGCUCUGGGAUGCAGGCUUACCUCCCAAAGUUUUUCCUCUUGAAAAGCAGCCAUAUCAGAGAGAGAGAGAGAGAGUGAAAAAAUGGUUAGGUUUGGUUCCCUGUGCUUUGAUUCACAGGGCGUGUCCACACAUAUAAUUACCUAUGGAAUAUGGAUUCAAUGAAUUGCACUGUCUGACAAAUGACUUUACAUGUGUCGUAGCUUGUCACAUGAUCAAGAUAGAUGAAAGUUAAUCAUGUGGGACAAAAGCCCUAAAAUUUCAUUUGAUUCUUUUGAAAACAAUAACUGGACAGUUUAACAGCUUUUUCUUAAUGGCUGAAUAAUACAUUUUUUAUGGCCUGCGAAGGAAAUAAACAUUAGUUUUUACUGUGACCUGUAAAUGUUCCUGCAUUGUACCUGCUAACUGUAAUAUAAUGACAAAGCACUGUGUAAGAAAUAGCUGGUAUUAUUUCAGACUGUCAUUUAAGGACAGAAUGAGAAUGUAUAAUAUGUUUAAAACAUUUUUUCUGGCAAAAUGUAUAAAAAAUCUGCAGUUUCCAAAAAAACUAUAAUAUUUUUAGUUUGGAUAUUCUUCAUCAACCAGUUUUUAGAUGACUUCACAUUGUCAACAUUCAUUUCAAAAUGCCACAAUUAAGCCAUAAAUUAAAAAUUUAGUAUUUAAGGGAUCUUCCAGAACUGCUGCUGAUUCAGACAGUUGAAUUUUUUCACUUCUGUUGAUCUGGAUGGAUAUUAAUUCUAUAAAAUGAUGAUGAUUUCCACAUCAGCCAUUUCACUAGCACAAAUGUGGAUCUCCACUGACUUUAAUAAAUUCAGCCACUUUUCACAUCUCUGUAGUAUUUCAUGACUCUAAUUAACUUCAUUUUAUUUAAACUAGGGAUCAAAAGUCAGGACAUUGCUGAGACCUCUUCUGGAGUAGUAAGAACAGUUCUGGUUACCUGGUUAUAGGAAGGAUAAUUAUUAAACUGGAGAGGGCUCAGAAAAGAUUUACCAGGAUGUUGCCUGGAAUGGAGGGUUUGAGAUAUAAAAAUAGACUAGAAAGGCUGGGACUUCUUUCCACUGGGAGCGUAGGAGGUUAAAGGGUGAUCUUAUUGAGGUUUAUAAAAUCAUGAGGGGCAUGUGGUGAAUGACAAGGGUCUUUUCCCUAGAGUGGGGGAGUUCAAAACUAGGAGACUUUUUUAAGGUGAAAGGAUAAAGAUUUAAAAAGGAUAUGAGGGGCAGCUUCUUUACACCAAAUGGUUAGUGUGUGGAAAUAAACUGCCAGAGGAAGUGGUGGAUGCAGGUACAGUUACAAUGUGUAAAAGACAUUUGGAUAAGUUCAUGAAUAGGAAAGCUUUGGAGGAAAAUGGGCCAAGCACUGGCAGGUGGAACUAGUUUAGGUUGGGAACAUGAUCAGCAUAGAUUGGUUGGACUGACGGGCCUGUUUCCAUGCUGUAUGACUAUGACUCAAAGUGAAAACUAGUUUUGUCUUGCCUCACUGUCAUUUGUUGAGCAAAUAUUUCCUUAAAGUUUGGGCAAGACCGAAAAGCCAUCAGAUCUAGUCCCUGCUUAAAUAGCCACAUCUUUGCAUCUAAAUCCCUCCGGUCCCUUCUAAUUUCCACAGACUUAAACUGGAUAGUACCCAACCAUGGUCAGCAUUCAGGUAAAUUUUCACCAGCUUGCCAAACAGCACAACAAUGCAGACUUUGUCACCUUAAGAAUCAAUUGGUCAAUUACUAUCGUGCUAACUCUCAAGUUCUUCACAAACUGCAACUCUUCAAAUACCCUGCAUAACUUUGUUUACUAAAAGUCAUGUCCACUUAAAUUCUUUGUACACCAUACUAUUCACAAACCCCACGCACAAAUUCAGCAACUUCAAACCGUCUUUAUCUUCAGUUCUUUCUUUGACCUUGCCAUCCUUCUAUUUGCAUACUUACUCAGCCCGUUGUGUUCCUUGGUGCACUGUUUGUUUGGUCCCACCUGUUCCUUGCUAUAUUCCACACAAUUUGGAAACAGAGUCUUCAAUUCUUCCCAUCCGCAAUCUCCUCUUCUACGCUUCUUGAAAGUUCUCCCCAACUGAUUUUGAUUUAAUUCACCGCUGUCAAUCCUCGUCCUCUUGUGCGUUUUUUUUGUCUAAAGCAUUUCAACAUGUUUUCUUAGCUUGCUGUUUAAAACACAUAUGUAGUCAAAUAAAUAUGGCACUGUUCAGCUCCAUUUUGAAAGACUUGACUUUGUGAAUGCAUGCCAGUCGAUGCAGAAAGUGUGUUUCUCUAUAAAGGUAAUGUCAAAUGGAGAAGUGAGAGAUACAUUUAAAAGCCAACCACAGUUGUUAUAACGACAUCAUUGUCUUCACCAUUUCUGGAUGAAAUGAUUCUGUAGCCUAAUGAAAUUAACAUUAUGGAAUUCCACAAAAUAAGCUUUGACCUACUGCUGGUGGCAUACCUGUUGUCUUCAUAUAAAAAAACUUAUUCUCCGGUUGUAAGCAUUACUGCAACUUUCAAGAUGGUAAGGAGGUCUUGCAUCUCCUUUUUGAACUGUUUGUAGCAGGGCAGGCAAGUGGCUUGAUUGUGGUGUGAGUCAUGUCAGAAAUAUGUCAGACCCUAAAACAGAUCAGUCAACUGGUUUGGUUUUUUACAACAAUCUGACAGCUUUAUGGUCACAUGUAUGUCCUCAUUUUAAAACUCAUUCAGAUAUUAUUCCAUCACUUUGGGUUUUCAGUUCACACUGAUUGUUUUGAUUCUCAAUUCAAGCCUCCAAACUGCUUCUCCAGUUUGAUGUUCUGGUUUUCAGUUUGCAUUCUAGCUGCCAGGUCUCCAAAAUCAGAUGAAAACCAGAAGAACUGCGGCUGCUGUGAAUCAGGAGCAAAAACAGAAGUUGCUGGAAAAUCUCAGCCGGUCUGGCAGCAUCUG